Messenger RNA from Clupea harengus (Atlantic herring), 3798 nucleotides. Its product is annotated as cingulin-like protein 1. Gene Ontology annotation, cellular component: myosin complex; bicellular tight junction. Lineage: Eukaryota; Metazoa; Chordata; Actinopteri; Clupeiformes; Clupeidae. The transcript is spliced from 18 exons. The record is from RefSeq and is a predicted model, not a curated record. Gene Ontology annotation, biological process: protein localization to cell-cell junction. Bases 1 to 3309 code for a protein of 1102 amino acids.
AUGGACCCGUCGUCAGGGUGUGCGUCUAUGGAGCGUCGCCCCCCUGUGAGCCCCAGGACCAUGGGCUUGCCUCAGGGGCAGUUGGAGGGGGCAGCGGGGGCAUUUGGGCUGAAGGUCCACGUCCAGGGGACUGACGGCCACUCCUUCGUGGUUCUGAACAAGAACCAGAGCAUGCAGUGCUACGGUGGCCCGGAGGUGACGUUUGUGGAGCACUGUAGUCAGUCUACUGUCUACAGUUCCACAGGAGGGGGCUACCGCCCGGAGAUGCUCCCCCACUCCCCCAGGCAGACCCACGUGGGGGGGUCCCACUCAGACCUGAGGGCCCCCCCCCCGGGAGCCACCUCCCCCCUGCUCAACUACCAGAGGCACCCGGAGCUCCUCAGGCCCUACCACCCUCAAGACAACAGCCUGGAGCUGGACAGCAGCCGCGGCCCCCGCCAGCAGCCCUCGCCCAUCCCCGCCUGCAGCUCCGAGCCUCUCAGGCUGAACCCCCCCGCCUCGCCCCAGCCUGCCUACUCUCUGGUGGUGCAUAAGGCCAGGAUCCCGCUGCCCCUGGCUGCACGCGAGCAGGCGAAGGACAGGCCGCAGGUCAAGGGUCACGCAUCUUCUCAGAGGGGCGACCCCGCCCAGCCUCCUCACGUCGCUUCAAAACCAGCCACUGAGAGUGAGGGCGGACCCGGCGCGGGGUCUCUGACUGGUGGAUUUGAUCAGACGGAGGCAGGGCAGAGCGCUGGGCGGUCUCUGAUUGGUGGGUUUGAUCAGACGGUGGGAGCUAGGAGCCAGAUGAGUCGAGAGGAGAGGAGGCGUUCACGCAGCGCAGACAACUCUGCCUCCUCUGACCCCGUUGCCACGGAGACAGCCAGGGGGAUCAGAGGUGAUGUGGGGGUAGGGUCGAGCGCCCCUGUAUCACCCAGACCUCGAGCCAUGAAUGGGGGGACCCCAGGACCAGAGGCAGGAGGAGAGGGGGCAGAGAGGGCAGGACCUCAGAGGGCAGAUGCCCCAGAGCAGAAGUGCCCCAAACCUGCCAAAGUUCUGCUGAAGGUGGAGAAGACAGAGUCCAGGAGUGUCCAUCGGAGCGGAGGCCUGCCCGCGCCUGAGAGAGAUAAGCAGGUCACUCCUGACCUUCUGAGGGGCCAACGAAAGCUACCCCCCAACACAGCGCCUGUGACAGAAGGCAGCGCCAAACAGGCUCUUUUCACCUACCUGAAGCUCGGGACCGCAGACACUGAUGAUGUCAUACGGAGAAAAGUCAAGAAGAUGUUCGAGAAAAUCCACUUGCUGAAGUCAUGGGGCGCAGAGAAACUGGAGGAGCUGCCAGCUGCAGACUCUGAGAGGGAGGUCAGGACUGAGAGAGAGGUCAGCAGUGAGAGGAGAGGUGUGUUGGAGAUCCAUGCCUCCCAGCUGAAGAAACAGCUGGAGGAAGAGAUAAAGAGAGUCCGUAGUAGCGCUGAGGUCUGUACACAGACCGAGCAGGAGGGGAGGAGGCUGCAGGAGGAGCUGUGCAGACGCAAGGAGGAGCAGGAGAACCUCAGGCAGCAGCUCACAGACAAGGAGAGAGAUCUUCAGGCCGCCCUACAGCAGCUCCAGCAGGUGAGGAGGGAGCGGGAGAGGUGCUGUUCUGAGAUCAGAGACCUGCAGCAGCAGCUCUCAGAGAUGCAUGACGAGCUGGAUGAGGUCAAAGAGGUGGAGGCAGGAGAAAGACAGAACAUCAUGAAGCUGGAGUUCCAGGAGGUUCUGACCUCUCAGGAGGCGCAGGAGGACGCACUGAGGAGGAAGGAGCGCGAGCUGACGGCCCUGAGAGGAGCUCUGGAGGAGGAGAUUACCGCUCAUGCCGAGGAGGUUACCACCCUGAAGGAGACGCGGGAGCGGGAGGUGCAGCAGAUGCAGCGGGCCUCUGAGGAGGCCAGACGGAGACCAGAGAGGGAGGUGCAGCCAGGGGCAGAAGGGCUGGAGCAGGAGGUGCUCUCCAGGCAGGUGCAGGUGCAGGAGGUGGAGAACCGCGUGAUCCAACUCAGACACCUUCUCAAGGAAGCGGAGAGCCGCGAGGAUCAGCUCAGGGAACGGACACACACACUCCUGGAGGAGAAGGAGCAGCUGGAGGUCUCUCUGGAGGAGGCGCGGCAGCAGGAGGAGGAUCUGUGUGGGGCAAACCAAGCGCUGACACGACACCUGGAAGACACACAGAGUGAGCUGAGGUGCCUGGGCCAGGAGCACAAGGAGCUGCAGCGGAGGCUGAGGGAGGAGGGCGGGCACGUGGAGGAGCUGAAGAAGGAGCGGGGCCUGAUGGAGGAAGAGAGGAGGAAACAGGACACGGUGAUGGAGCAGCUGCAGGAGGAGAUGAUCCUGGUGGUUCAGGAGUCGGAGCGCAGCACCCUGCGGCUGCAGGAGCAGGUCGAUGAGGCGCGCGGGCAGAUGGAGGGGAAGAGGAGUGACCUCCUCACGCAGCUGCAGGAGCGCAGGCAGGAGCUGGACACACAGAGCCAGCACAACAAGAGACUCCACAAGGAGCUCACACAGCUGGAGGCACAGCUGCAGCAGUGUGAGAAUGAGUUGGAUGAGGCGGAGCUGAAAAGCAGGAAGUUGGAGAAGACAUUGAAGGAGCUGGAAGAGCAGGACAAAUCCGGCCAGGAGGAUCGAGGGAGACUCACCAAACUCCUGGAGGCGAGGGUAGCCCAGCUGGAGGAUGACCUGCGGGAGGAGAGAGCCAACGAGGAGCAGAUGAUGCAGAGGCUGGAACGCGGCAGAGAGCAGAUGGAACAGGCCAGGGCUGAGCUACUGCAGGAGAAGGCAGCGAGGCAGGACCUGGAGUGUGACAAGAUCUCUCUGGAGAGGCAGAACCGAGACCUGAAGAGCCGCGUGACUCACCUGGAGGGGUCACAGAGGUCAGGCCAGGACGGCCUGGUGUCCAGACUGGAGGGCCGCAUCCAGGAGCUGGAGGCCCGACUGGAGGGAGAGGAGAGGGAGAGUGCGUCUCUGCAGCAGGCCAAUCGUAAGCUGGAGAGGAAGCUGAAGGAGAUGAUGAUGCAGGUGGGGGAAGAGCAGCUCUCCCUCAAGGACCAAAGAGACCAGCUAACUCUUCGUCUGAAGACUCUGAAGAGGCAGUUGGAUGAGGCUGAGGAGGAGAUCGAGAGGGUGGAGAACAGCAAGAGGAAGAUCCAGAGAGAGCUGGACGAGCAGCAGGAGGCCAACCAGCAACUACACACACACAUGACUGAGCUUCGAUCCGACAUGAGGAGGAAGAGGGCAGUGCCCCUUAUGAAGACUCUGGCUGAUGAAGAGGAGGAGGAGGAGGUUGGUGGUUCUGACUGAAAGGAGGGGGUCCGGUCUGCGCUGAUCUGGAACCUUCAGAACAUCACACUUCUGGGAAUCGGAUCUCUCGGGUUAAAGGAGAGGACGUCGCCUGGUUCCGGGGUUCUUGUUUGACAUGUGACCCCACGGCUAUGUGUUUUCCUGCAUACGGACAUACAUCACCGCACUCACUAACCACACUGCUGCAACCUGGUGUAACAACUAACCGGAGCGCCAAACAGCUCACUCAUCCCCUUUACUGUGAUUUUAGUGACAUCUAGUGGCCAGACCACAGAACAACAUCAUCAGGCAGGGAGAGACUCACCCAGCCCUACCGAGGAGGGCACACCAUGAGAUGGGCUCAGGCGGGGUUUCAGGAUCAUUAUUCUGCGCUUUUAUCUAAUCAGAACCUGGGUCUUUAAAUGGUUUGUGGUGUUGUGGUGAUCUAAAAUUGUACUAAGUUAACUCAACAUUUCUUGCGCUAAAACAAAAUAAACAAGAUACACCAGA